Thrips palmi is the source of this 2633-nucleotide messenger RNA. RefSeq lists its product as uncharacterized. Lineage: Eukaryota; Metazoa; Arthropoda; Insecta; Thysanoptera; Thripidae. The transcript has 10 exons. The record is from RefSeq and is a predicted model, not a curated record. Bases 387 to 2633 code for a protein of 748 amino acids.
CCGGAUUAGGGACUUUUCCCUGCUCCCCUCCCCGGGUCGGCAGAGGGGCAGCUUCCACGGCGGCGACCCCAGCGUGGCGACGUCAGCGCUGCGGUGGCGCCCAGUGGCGAUCGCAGCGCGCUCUGGUAGCGGACUAGCUCAGUCGGCCUUGCAUCGGCAACCCUGGCACACUGGCAAGCCUGCAAGGCACGCCACGCACCACCACACCUUGUGGCUUCAGUCCGGUGCAGUCGUCCCGUCCGUCCGGUCCGGCAGUCGGUCCCGCAUCAUCCAUCUUGCUGGCGUCGCAGCGUCACUUUACUGCCCUGAUACGCAGUCCGUGUGUGAGCGCCUGUGUCAGCGGUACGCUGUGGCCGUGAGCUCGGACGACAGCGUCGUAGAUCGCCAUGCCGCCCAAGAAGCAUCCCGCCGUGGAGGGCAAGGCCGGUCCGUCCCGGGGCUCCAGUCGCGGCGCGCCGUCCGCGAGGGCGUCGUCCAGCAGGGCGCGCGGAGGCCGCCGCGCCGCUGCCAGGGGGAGAGGCGCCUCGUCGUCGGGGGGCAACAUGGGCGACACGUUCCUGGGCAAGCUGGUGACGAACCCCGGCGUGAUGGGCGACUUCAUGAAGUUCUACGGCACGCUUGCGAAGGCGCUGGAGAAGCGCGACAAGAAGAAGACCGCGCAGCGGCUCGGUUUCGGUGGAGACGACGAUGAUAGUGAUGACGACGACGAGGACUCCAGUGACAGCCACGACUCCGACAGUGGCGAGGAGAGUCCCGGAGACGACCUGGACGGCUUCGCGCGCCGCGCCCUGUCCGGCAUGGCCGCCAAGAUGGGCGGCGUCAGCGACCUGAAGUUUGGCGAGGCGCGGCUCGACCGCUCCUCCGACGAGGACUCCGACGAGGACGAUUCGGACACGGACCACGAGAUGAACGAGAUGGUGUACGUGUGGAACGCCGUGGAGAGCAGCAGCAGCGAAGACGAGGCAGAGCAGGCGCAGCCGGGGACGGCCCGCGUCAAGUACGUGCGCUUCCGAGACGAGGAGUUCGCCGCGGCGGUGGCGGCGGCGACGCGCAUCCCCCCGGCUGUCGCUGACCCCCUCAUGCGGACCCGCAAGGAAGACGACUUUUUCUGCGACGUGAAGAAGGACAAGCACAUCGAGGCUGUGCUCAAGGCCCUGGGCAACGGCACCAAGGAUGUGGCGGCCCUUCACCUGGAGGACGCCCAGUGGGCCACCUGCAAGAUGUACUCGCCUCUGCUGGUGAAGCUGCUGGCCAGCUACAAGGAGAGCCUGCGCACGCUGAGCAUGACGAACCGCCUGCUGCUGCAGCCCAACAACGGCAAGAAGAAGGACUGUAUCUGGAAGGUGGUGUCCAGCAUGCCGCACCUGGAGGAGCUACGCCUGACGUACAUGCCGCUGUCCCUGCACUACUACACCUACCGCGGGGAGCUGAGCGUCGAUGACCGCUACGGCCUGCCGUCCACCAAGACCAAGCAGGCGCCCGCCGCGCUGCCCGCCCUCAAGCGCCUCCACCUGCACCUGACGACGGACUGGUUCCAGCAGCAGUUCCGCGCCGCCAUCGACGGCGGCCCCGACUACGAGGACUUCGAGUACGAGAGCGCGGGGGGCGGCGAGCGCGAGGAGGAGCAGGAGGACUUCCUCGAUGUGGCGGCCCUUCACCUGGAGGACGCCCAGUGGGCCACCUGCAAGAUGUACUCGCCUCUGCUGGUGAAGCUGCUGGCCAGCUACAAGGAGAGCCUGCGCACGCUGAGCAUGACGAACCGCCUGCUGCUGCAGCCCAACAACGGCAAGAAGAAGGACUGUAUCUGGAAGGUGGUGUCCAGCAUGCCGCACCUGGAGGAGCUACGCCUGACGUACAUGCCGCUGUCCCUGCACUACUACACCUACCGCGGGGAGCUGAGCGUCGAUGACCGCUACGGCCUGCCGUCCACCAAGACCAAGCAGGCGCCCGCCGCGCUGCCCGCCCUCAAGCGCCUCCACCUGCACCUGACGACGGACUGGUUCCAGCAGCAGUUCCGCGCCGCCAUCGACGGCGGCCCCGACUACGAGGACUUCGAGUACGAGAGCGCGGGGGGCGGCGAGCGCGAGGAGGAGCAGGAGGACUUCCUCGUGACCUGCUGGCCGCCAAGGGGGACGCCAGCGACGCGGUGGUCAAGGCGGCGGCCGUCAUCGCCGGGGCCCCCGGCGACCUGGGCGGGGCUCAAGCAGCUCACGUUCAAGGUGCCCAGCAAGGCGCCGUUCUCCCUCGCGCUGUUCGCCAAGGCCCCCGAGAAACUCGUGCGGAAGGCGCAAGCCAGCUGGAACCAGGUGCUGACCGCCGUGGCCGGGGUGUGCUGCUCGCUGAAGUGCUUGACGCUGGAGGGCUGCGGCUGGAGCGCGGACGCGCUGCACCCCGAUCCUGGACAAGAACCCUUCGCCGAGGAGGGAGUGCUGGACGAGAACCCCGAGCUGGAGCCCCGCCACCUCGCCCUGCUCAAGGACCUGGCCGCCCUGAAGCGCGUGCAGCUCAGCCCGACGCUGCGGCGCGCCGCCAAAGGCUCCGAGCUGGCGACCCUGGUGGCGCAGUGCCAGGAGGAGUGGGCCCGGCGCGGAGUGGGCGUGCAGUGGGGCAAGAAGGCUGCGGACAGCGCCUAG